AUGACUCUCGUUAUUCCUCCAUCCAAAUUGCGCGAUAUUCGUCGGGAAGCCAGCCGCAUUUUACACCGUUCGACCACCACGUUAAGACAGCUUUCGUCCUUUAUUGGCAAGGCCCAAACAACGACAUUAGCGGUUCUACUGGCACGCCUACAGACCGGACAUCUUAUCACUGCUCGUAAUCUAGCUUUGCGCCGUGAUACAGUUGGGAAAGGUGUCCGCCACCUUAAUCAUUCCCAACUGGCCAAGUGCAUUAUGGUACCCACUCCUUCUCCACUCCACCUUUCGCCCCCCACUUUCUAUCCCACACCAGUAUGUGCUACCGGCCCCAGGAAGUUCCAGCGACGUUCUUCAACGAAACCCCCACUGGCACAUAAUAGCAUGGGAUAUAGGCCGGCAUAA
Phycomyces blakesleeanus NRRL 1555(-) is the source of this 399-nucleotide messenger RNA. RefSeq lists its product as hypothetical. The transcript has 2 exons. Bases 1 to 399 code for a protein of 132 amino acids. The record is from RefSeq and is a predicted model, not a curated record. NCBI's taxonomy places the organism in Eukaryota, Fungi, Mucoromycota, Mucoromycetes, Mucorales, Phycomycetaceae.